AUGACUACAAACUCUAAAGCACUGAUAAUAGGCCUUAGCGGGGCGUCGUCUAGCGGAAAGACUAGUUUAAGUCAUCUACUGCGCAAAAUUCUGCCUAACGUUGAUGUUCUUCACGAAGACGACUUCUUCAAGCAUGAAGAGGAGAUUCCUGUCAAAGAUAAUCUCCAAGAUUGGGACUGCGCCGAGGCAAUUGACUUGCCAGCCCUGGUAAAUGUCCUCCAGGAGAUCCGACACACUGGAGAACUUCCACCAAAUCUUGAGUCAAAAGAGAGCCAAAGUCUGACGAUUGAUAUCGAUAAAGUUUCGGAGAGUACUAUAUCCCGUAUCAAAGACCGAGUUGCCGCGUGGAUUGCACCUGGCCAGCCUGGCCACUUACUCCAAACUCGAAAGAUAUUCAUUAUUGAGGGGUUUCUCCUAUACUCUUAUUCGACGUCGGUGAUUUGGCCCUAUCUAGAUCUCAAGAUGUUUCUACAGGUCUCAUACGCCGCCGCCAAGGCCCGCCGUCAAACCCGCUCUGGCUAUAUCACACAUACUAGCAUUUGGCAAGAUCCACCACAUUACGUAGACCAGGUCGUAUGGCCCAACUAUCGACAUAAUCAUGAAUGGAUGUUUGAAGAUUGUGAUGUCGAGGGAAAUGUCAAGGAAGGGGCGCGUUUAAUAAGUGGCAUACGAUGUUCGGGCAUGGCUGAUAUGGACAUGGAAUCAACGUUAACCUGGGCCGUGGAGCUUCUGAUGGAAGAACUCCCCAGUUUGUUGGACGAUGAGUACCGAAAGAAUGAGUAG
Molecule: messenger RNA, 783 nt
Organism: Blumeria graminis f. sp. triticale
Lineage: Eukaryota; Fungi; Ascomycota; Leotiomycetes; Helotiales; Erysiphaceae
Source: the annotation of a GenBank genome assembly